AAAAGAAAAACGUAGAAGAAGAAAAACGACCCGAAUCCAAGAUGGCGGCCAGUCGACAAUGAAGCGAAAACAAAGUUGUCUGGAAAUAAAACCUUUGCGCGGAUGAAUUCGCGGUUUGGUGGUGUUUUGGUUGGAGUUCGGCGGCUGUAAAGGUUGAAGGAGACGGUGUUUGUUGUGAGGAGAAAAAAGCGGAUCCUGUUUAGCGGUUUUUUAGCGUUUUAUUUUUUCUUCUUCGUGGGUUUUUGUUUUUGAAGAAAAGACAUUGAAGGAAUAAUCACCGGAAGUUGAAGAAAGAGUGAAAAUAUGGAGGAGAAAAGGAGGAGCAGAGAGAACCAGAGCCGCAGCCGCAGCAGCAGCAGCAGCAGUAGUACCGGCAGCAGCAGUGGCAGUGAGUCGAGCAGCGGGCCUUCAUCCCCAGCCAACCCCGGCCGCGGCUCCAAAGGGGGGAGCAGCAGAAGCGCCGCCGCCGGUGGAAGUGGAGGUGGAGGUGGAGGUAACGCCUUCGCGAACGACGGCAGCUUCAUGGAGCUCUUCAAGAAGAAGAUGGAGGAGGAGCGGCGGAGAAAGGAGCAGGACGAGGCGGGCAACGGGCAGGCGACUGAGGACAAGAAGCCCGUUAGCGUGGCCAGCUUUGUGGGCAAGCGCAGAGGCGGCGCCAAGUUGGCACUCAAGACUGGAGUGGUGGCCAAGAAGCAGAAACUCGACUCGGAGGCUGAGACGGGUAAAGGAGACGCCUGGUCUAAGUACAUGGCCGAGGUAAAAAAGUAUAAAGCUCACCAGUGCGGAGACGACGACAAAACCAGACCUCUGGUCAAAUAAGACUGUGGCCGAGCUGUGUGACGUCCUACACCACACACACACACACACACACGCUCAGUCUCAUUCUUCUAUUCAAUUCUUCUUCCUCUUAUAUUUUCCUCUUUUGUGUAUAGGUUUCCUUAUUGUGCCGUGUGUCAUGUGACCUGGAUGCUUUUUUUUUUUUUUUUUAAACACAUCACUUUGAGCAUCAUCUUCAUCAGUGUUGUUGAUUGGAGAGUGUGUGUGUGUGUGUGUGUGUGUGUGUGUGUGUGUGUGUGUGUGUGUGAUGCUCAGUGGUGUGUUGAAGUAUCCUGGUCUGAUGUCACACCUUUCUGAAUCUUUUGUUGUUGGUUUGUUGCUUGUUUCAUGAUGAUGGAUGUGACCUGAAUUCAGUGAUUAAAAGAAAAAGAAACCGA
This is a messenger RNA of Silurus meridionalis, 1214 nucleotides long. It is a transcript of the gene trir, whose product is annotated as telomerase RNA component interacting RNase. The transcript is spliced from 3 exons. The coding region runs from base 304 to 819 and encodes 171 amino acids. The record is from RefSeq and is a predicted model, not a curated record. NCBI's taxonomy places the organism in Eukaryota, Metazoa, Chordata, Actinopteri, Siluriformes, Siluridae. Gene Ontology annotation, molecular function: 5'-3' exonuclease activity; 3'-5' exonuclease activity.